Phytophthora nicotianae INRA-310 is the source of this 4689-nucleotide messenger RNA. RefSeq lists its product as hypothetical. Lineage: Eukaryota; Oomycota; Peronosporomycetes; Peronosporales; Peronosporaceae. Gene Ontology annotation, molecular function: single-stranded DNA binding; DNA replication origin binding; purine nucleotide binding. The coding region runs from base 1 to 4689 and encodes 1562 amino acids. Gene Ontology annotation, cellular component: alpha DNA polymerase:primase complex. The transcript is spliced from 3 exons. The record is from RefSeq and is a predicted model, not a curated record. Gene Ontology annotation, biological process: leading strand elongation; mitotic DNA replication initiation; lagging strand elongation.
AUGAGCUCACGGCGCGCGGGUGCGGGCUCUCGCCGCAGCAGCUCGAGCCGCAAGCACGCGCUAGAGGAGAUCAAGCGUAUGCGUGAGGGUGGGGCAGUAGAAGAAGCUGCCAGUUCCAGUCGUCUGGCGCAGUAUAAACCGCAGGAAGAGAGUAUCUACAAGGCCGUAACGGAACAGGAGUAUGAGGAGCUGGUCCACCAGCGUCGUCAGGGCCUGCCCUUCGUGGAAAACGAUGACGGUGAGAUGGGCUACUAUGACGAUGGAGAGGAACAGUUCUUCGAAUCCGACCCGGAGGACACGGGAACAGCCCAAGACGACGACGACUCAGUUGGUAAGAAACGCAGCGCUGGCGCUCUGUCCUCGUCAUACGUCCGACGAGCCAAGAAGAUGCAGCGUGCUAAGCUCGGAGGAGGAGAAGGACAGAAGAUCACCAACAUGUUCUUCUCCGCGUCCUCCAGUAAAGCUAAGACCAAUGGCGCUGCCCCCGGAGGUGUCAAGAGAGCUAGUGCUAAGCAAGAUAUCGAUCUCGAUAGCAUGUUGGACGAUCUUACGAGUAAUCCCACGGAGUCUAGGGCUGCCUAUGCGAGACCCAUGUCGUACUCGACGGGAUCGUCGACGUUCUCGAGCAGAACAUCGGGAUUCAAUGCCAGGAAACCGUUCUCGGCUAAUACCUCGUCGUUUGUGAGUAAAGAUAACACUGCAGAGGAGGAAGAUACUGUGGAUUAUGGUGACAACGCGUACGAACCCGAUGAGGACGAGCCGAUGCAAGAGGCUUGUGCCGAUGAGGAGCGUGAGACUAGUACUGAAGCUGAAGAAGCUCCUAAGCAGGAGGAACCUGCUAAGCCGAUUAUGAGUAAACGAGAGAUGAUGCUUCGGAAAGCACGUGAACAGCGUCUGCAGACUUCUGCACCAACUGCGAGAGCUUUGGCUGCUCCUGUGGAGCCGAAGCUACCAGAAGAUGUAACGAUGAGCUCAGUGCCGUCGAAUGAAGUGGCCGAAUGGUGGCAAGUUGCCGGCAAUGACUCAAACGUCCCGAUGGAUGCCUCAGCGGACGAUGCAGAGCCUGAAUCUCUACCUAGCGCUGCAGAUUCGAUCCAGAUGUACUGGAUGGAUGCAGUGGAAGUCCGCGAACGCCCAGGCAAGAUCUACCUGAUCGGUAAGAUGAAGAUCCCGAGCCCUGAAGGCUCCAAGCAGCCGCCCACGUUCAGAAGUUGCUGUGUGGUUGUCAACAACUUGCAGAGAUACAUGUAUCUCGUCCCCAAGGGCACUCCAUUGAUCGAACUGAGUAAGGCUGAGCAGCAAGAAGCGUGGAUGAAGAUGCACGAGGAGAUCCACAACGUUUUAAUCCCGUCCUGCAUCACUAACAGACGUGACCAGGAGGUUUUCAGGACCAAACUUGUGGAACGCAACUACGCCUUUGAAGAGGCGAACAUUCCACGUGGUAAGAACCUGUUUCUGAAGGUAAAAUACCCUGCUAGAUACCCAGCUCCACCGUCAGAUUUUUGCUCGCGUGGCGGCAAAACGUUCUCUCGCAUUUGUGGAGCUUUCACCAGACCGCUGGAGAAUUUCCUGCUUACUCGUCGGCUCUUAGGACCGGGAUGGGUUGAGAUCAAGGGCGUCCGGAAAUGCACCGAAGGCGUCAGCUUCUGCAAGAUGGAGUUUGAGACUUUUGACCCCAAGAAUGUGAGCCCCAUUGCCGGCGGUAUGUCGCCACCUCCUCUAACAGUGAUGAGUCUCAGUCUCAAGAGUGUCUGCAAUCCUAACACUGGCAAGCACGAGGUGGUUGCGCUUUCAGCGAUCACGGAGACUGGUAUUAGUGCAGAGGGCGCUGGCAAGGGAACCAAGGGCGCACGGCACACUCUCUCACACUUCACUGCUAUUCGUCCGCUAGACGAGAACAACGGCUUUCCUCAGGCCUACGCUGAAGCAGUUCAGAGAGACGACCGCUUCGGUAUGAAGAUGGAGAAUGGAGUGCUCGGUAUCAACAGCGAGCGGCUACGUGUGGAGAUCAACGAGCGUGUAAUGCUCAGCUACUUCCUCACGCGUGUUCAGCUAGAAGAUCCCGACGUUAUUGUCGGCCAUAAUUUGCACAAGUACGCGUUGGAGUUGCUGAUCUCUCGUAUUGACAACUUCAAGCUCGGUGGUCUGUGGUCCAAGCUGACGCGACUUCGCCGUGGUCGUCUCAAUCCUAUGAAUGUAGGCGAAGGCUGGAAUGAGUACAGGAUGGACGAUAUGGUAAACGGCCGACUUUUCUGUGAUACGUAUGUGUCGUCGAAAGAGUUGCUGCCCUCGCAGAACAACUAUACACUCUCGUACUUGGUGGAACGACUUCUGCACAAGCAGCGAUUGGAUGUCGAGAUGACCGAGAUUCCUCAAAUUCUUCUUGGUGGUCCUGACAAUUUCGUCAAGUUCCUUCGUCAUACGCUAGACGACGCCAUGUUCGUGCUCCAUUUGAUGCACAAGCUCGAAAUCCUGCCCCUAUCGAAGCAGCUUGCUAACUUGUGUGGUUACUUGUGGACGCGCACGCUCGAAGCCAACAAGCGUGCUGAACGAAUCGAAUAUCUUUUGCUUCAUGAAUUUAGCCGCUCGAAGAAUAAAUUUAUCGUGCCGGAGAAGUUCAAAACGAGAACUGAAGCUGACAAGUCAAACAAGAGGCGAGAAGCGUCGUAUGCUGGUGGUAUGGUGUUUGCACCGAAGAAGGGACUGUACGACAACUUCGUGGUGCUGCUGGAUUUCAUGAGUUUGUAUCCGUCCAUCAUCCGAGAAUACAAUAUCUGCUUCACUACUGUCGAGAGACAGCUAAACGAAGACGUGACUGGAGCUCCUUCUUCUUCUAAGAAGAAGAAAAAAUCGAAGCCGAUGCCCCAGCCUGAGAAUGAUGAGGUCGUGGACGACGAAGAUAUGGACCAAAAUCUCGAUAACGCUGACGCAAGUGCUGACUCGGAGAUCCCAGCUCUACCCAGUAGCGCGAGUGAGCCUGGCAUUCUGCCAGCUGUGAUCAAGCGUUUGCUUGAAUCCCGUAAGCAAGUGAAGCAACAGCUGAAGAUUGAGCAGAAGGAGGGCAACGUCGAGAAGGCCAACAUGCUCGAUAUUCGUCAGAAGGCCAUCAAACUGACAGCAAACUCCAUGUACGGUUGUUUGGGUUUCCGAUUUUCGCGAUUCUACGCCAAGCCCAUCGCUGCGUUGAUUACAUCGACUGGUCGACAGACCCUGCAGCGCGCUAAGGAGGUGGCAGAACAAGAAUGUGGCUACGACGUGAUUUACGGUGAUACGGACUCCAUCAUGGUCGAUUCGCGCACCGAGACCCUCGACGAGGCCAAACGCAUUGGUCGUGAGAUCCAGGCUCAAUGUAACAAGCAUUUCAAGCUGCUGGAACUAGAGGUGGACUACAUUUUCAAGCGUAUUCUGCUGCUGAACAAGAAGAAAUAUGCUGCGCUGGUGUUGAAGGAACGGCCUAACAGCGAGCCUACGUUUGACAAGGAAGUCAAGGGUCUUGACAUGGUGCGUCGUGAUUGGUGCGUCAUCUCCAAGGCGGUGGGUAAUGAGGUUCUCGACUUCAUCUUGUCUGGAAACUCGCGUGACGAUGUGGUGGAGAGUAUUCAUGAACAUCUGGAGCAAGUGGCGGAACGCAUGCGCUCCGGAAAGGAGCCAAUUGAACAGUACGUCAUCACGAAGAGCUUGAACAAGCAACCUGAGCAAUAUCCCGAUCGGGCGAAGCAAUAUCAUGUCCAAGUAGCAAUCGCUUUGCGUGCUUUAGGCAAGCCAGUUGGAGCAGGUACUCACAUCCCGUACGUGCUUUGCAAAGAGGAAGAACCUGGAAGCGGUCGUCGUGCUUACCAUCCGGACGAAGUGAAGCGUGCUAACGGGAAGCUGAACCUCGACGUCGAGUGGUACCUCGAGUCCCAGAUCCAUCCGCCAGUUAACCGUUUGUGUGCGCACAUUGAAGGAACCUCAAGUCCGCAACUGGCUCACUGCUUGGGUCUGGAUACAGCCAAGUUCUCGCACUCUGCCAACCAUUUCGAAGAGAACGACGGCGGUGAUGCCAUUCCCAGUGUUUUACAGACCGAUGCAGACCGAUUCAAGGACUGUGUUCCGUUGGAGAUCACUUGUGACCGAUGCAAAAUGGCGAGCGCUUUCCCCGGUGUCUUUGGUACCUCCGAGAAGGACAGCUCACUAUCUAGUGGACUGCUUUGUCCCGUGUGCAAAGCGGAUUUUUGGGGCUUCGACAAGGAGGGAAUUUACGGCAACGUGGGUGACGAUCUCCAAGCUGUUCUUUCAAACCGUCUUCAUAUUGCGACGCGACAAGCGACGAAGAAAUAUUACGAGGCGUGGACAGUUUGCUCGGACGUGACGUGCAAGACGCGGACACAAAAGCAAUCGCUCCGUGGAAAUGGAAACAUCUGCUCGGCCGCUGGUUGCAGAGCAACAACGACUCUCGAGUACCCGGACAGCGCACUGUACACUCAGCUGAAGUAUUUUGAGUCUCUCUUCGACGUUGAGCGUGCACAAAAGAAGAUCCGAGAGCAGAAGGAACGCGCAUCAAGUGCGACUACUGUGACGGAGCCGCCUCCGCUUUCUGAACGUCACCGUGCUGUGCUGCAGAAGUUGCUGUCACAAGCUGAAGAGGCUGUCCAUCGUAACGACUAUAACUGGGUCAAGCCCUCCAUCUGGCAGACACUGUUUACAUAA